AUGGCACCCUUGACUCCCCGACUCAAGAUCCUAUCAGUGGGCGGGAAUCAGGUUUCUGCCUUCUUAUCAUGGCGGCUGCAAGCGACUAAUGCCUGCGACGUCACUCUCGUGUGGAAGACGGGUUACGAGCAUGUAUCGCAGUACGGGAUAUCUUUCAAGUCUCCCAUCUUUGGUAACGAGCGGUUCAAGCCCAGGCAUGUCGUCCGGACCCCCGAGGAGGCAGCAUCUCGCGGAGAGGGCGCGUUCGACUACGUUAUCCUAUGUAUAAAGGCACUCCCUGAUGUCUACGACUUAGCCUCGGUGAUCGACUCCGUCGUGACGCCCCAGCACACAUGCAUCCUCGUCAACACCACUCACGCACUCGGCCUCGAAUCAGCCAUUGAGGAGCGAUUCCCAACAAAUGUGGUUCUCUCUCUCGUUUGCGGCGCUGAUCUCGCACAGCUCGGGGCAAGCGAGUUCGAACACAAGGGGUCAACUGAACUCUGGGUCGGGCCGGCAAACAAGGUUUCCGGCAUUCCGUCCUCAAUACAGGAGGACAUGGCGCAUGCUCUAGCCAUGACGCUAAGCACAGGCCAAGUUGACUGCAAGGUGUCAGAUAACAUCCGACAGCAGCAGUUCGAGCGAGUAAUCGGCCCCAUUGCCUUCCACCCUUUGACUGUGCUAUUCGAGACGCCGAACUACGCUGCACUGCUCGAGAAAGUGGGUGUUUCCAAGCUGGUUUCCGACAUAAUCGAUGAACUCCUCGCAUUGGCGGAAGCCCGGGGGUGCAAGUUCCCGCCUGAGUUCAAACAAAACACAAUUGAUGAGUUCGCACGAUCCAGCGCAGAGAAUAUCAUGUGGCAGGAUUAUGUUGCGAGGCGGCCCAUGGAAGUCGAGACUUACCUUGGCUCGCCCAUCAGAUUAUCUCAGGAAACUGGGCUGAGCGUGCCGCGGGUCGAGACGUUAUAUGCCCUCCUCCAUCAUCUCAACAUAGCCAACCGCAACCGGCCCAAGGUCGAUGCCUCGCUGGGUCCACCGACCCGGCCGGGAUCUCCGUCCACCAUUCCCUCUCCUAUUCCCCGGAUAUCUUCCCAGGGUACCCCGCGACUGGGCCCUAACGGGAUUCCUAAUGGAAAUGGUAUGGGCCGACCACGGCCCAGGGGCCCGUCGAUGGGGCCACCAGGACCGCCGGGGCCGGGCAUGCGUCGUCCUCCACCGCCUAUGAAUGGGGCGCCGCCCAAUGGCUACGGACGACCCCCGCCCAAUGGAAUGCCGGGCUCACGGGUCCAAUCGCGGAGAAGUUCCAUGGAGGGAGCCGAUCUGGAGGAGUUCAGCCACUUGGUGCUUUACGACGACAUUCCUGAGGGUGGUGAAGCCGGCUACCCGCAGCCCAGCCCGCAGGAAAUUGCUCUGAGGGAAAGGGAGCUGCAAUUGCGGCAAAGAGAGCUUGCAUUGAGAGAGCGUGAAAUGAACCUAAGACGGGCAGCUGCCGGGGCGGGCCCGGGACCAAGAAGGGGACCUCCACCACCAAUGCGAAACAACGGCGGUGCGUUCGAUGACGAAGACGAAGACGACGAUUAUUUCGACCCCAAUGGUACACCAGGGGUUCCGAUGAUCGACCCAGACAACUUCGACAUGAUGAGCGUCACGUCAAGGAAGAACCGGAAAGUGCCUAGUAGUUCCGCACAGUUUCGCAUGAAUCCCGAGCAAGAUACGGGUCCCUCACGGGGAAGCAGGUUUCGACCUUGGAGUAGCAGGAGUCGAUCGAGCCAGAUCAUGACGAACGCGAUCCCCGGGCUCCAUGAUAACAUCUUGGACGACCCGCUACUGGGAUUUACGUCUAACCGGUAUGGCACCGUUGACCGAGGGGCAUUGCAUGGGGAGUCAAGGUCCAACUCCCUCACGGCCGCCCGUCUGGACGAGCUUCAGUACAACCAUGGACCGCCGCCUAUGGGUAUGAACGGGAACGGGCCUCGGCGGGCUAGUCAAUCGCCGGGAACUCCCUACACCCCGUCGAUCCGCGGCGGGGCGAGCGGGCGGCCGUCGCCUCCGAACGGGUAUCCUGGCCCGCACAUGAACGGCGGGCGUCCGUCUCCGCCCGACGGUGUGAAGCAGCCGAUGCCCCGGUACCCUCCCGGUCACGGCAAUGUCGUUGCGCCUCAGCAGGUGGAGCAGCACGCCGGGGUGAGCUCCCUCCACCCACCAUUGGGCAAGAAUGUACGAAGUCUGACCGGUAGUGCGAGCGGCAGCGCGGCCAGUGGUGAUUCGUCCCAUCUCGACUCGGAACCCUCUGCCCACAGCAGCCAGAGCAGUUUAGGUCCUCGCCCCCCGAUUGGCGUCCGCUGA
Messenger RNA from Canariomyces notabilis, 2325 nucleotides. RefSeq names its product 2-dehydropantoate 2-reductase-like protein. The record is from RefSeq and is a predicted model, not a curated record. Gene Ontology annotation, molecular function: oxidoreductase activity. Bases 1 to 2325 code for a protein of 774 amino acids. Gene Ontology annotation, cellular component: cytoplasm. Lineage: Eukaryota; Fungi; Ascomycota; Sordariomycetes; Sordariales; Chaetomiaceae. The transcript has 5 exons.